Coccidioides posadasii C735 delta SOWgp is the source of this 1883-nucleotide messenger RNA. RefSeq names its product nucleolar zinc-finger protein (gene ZPR1). Gene Ontology annotation, molecular function: zinc ion binding. Gene Ontology annotation, cellular component: nucleus; cytoplasm. The record is from RefSeq and is a predicted model, not a curated record. Lineage: Eukaryota; Fungi; Ascomycota; Eurotiomycetes; Onygenales; Onygenaceae.
CUUAUUGAGAAAAGGAAACAACCUGGACCUGUCAGUUGCCGUGGGCAUUUUAAGGGUUAUUCUCUAAGAACCGUCAUCUCCAUUGGUUAUUAUCUUUCCCUUCCAAGCAAUAUUCCCCCCAAAGACAACCGCGCAUUUGAUAGCGCCUUCACUUAGCCUUAGAGAUCAGAAUCAUGGCAGAUAGCGAAAGCGCAGCCGUCGCGAAAACAUCCGCAGGGCUCCAGGAAGAUUCUACGCAGCAUCUGUCCGCUGAAUUAGAAGAAACGUCCGUGAACAAAUCUGGAAACGAAGAAGGAGAGGAGGAAAAUGAAGACGAUGUCGGGCCCAUGCAAUUGGAAAGUUUAUGUAUGAAUUGCCAUAAGAAUGGUGUGACCAAAAUCCUCCUACUUCGCAUCCCCUUUUUCCGAGACGUCCUGUUAGAGUCAUUUGAGUGCCCUCACUGUUUUUUUAAGAAUAAUUCAAUCAAGGCUGCCGGCCAGAUCCAAGAACAAGGUUCGCGGUACACUCUAGAAGUCGAGUCCCCCAGAGAUUUCGAGAGGCAAGUUAUCAAAAGUGAUUCGGCAGUCUUUCGUUUGGAGACUUUGGGAAUAGAAAUGCCCAAGGGCGAUGGCCAACUCACCAAUGUUGAAGGAAUAUUAUCGAAGAUUCUCGAGCAGCUUGAAAGCGAUCAGCCUGCGAGAAAGAUCGCUGACCCGGAACUCUACCAGUCCUUGGAAACCGUUAUUCAAAAGUUGAAGAAAAUGGUUCAUCGUGAAUCAUUUCCUUUCACCAUCUCACUUGAUGACCCAUCAGGCAACUCCUGGAUCGCACCUGCACCCCAUGAUGAAGGGAACAAAUACCAACGGAAGGAUUACCGCCGGACUCGUGAGCAGAAUGAAGAAUUGGGUAUUGGAGGAGGGGAAGAAACAGGAAACAUGAGGGUUUCUGCGGGUGAUCCGAAUGAUCUCGAUAUCAUAGACGGAAAGGUGUACAGUCUUCCCGCCGAGUGUCCUGGCUGCACGAAAGUAUGCUCGGUAAAUAUGCAGAAGGUGGAUAUUCCCCAUUUUAAGGAAGUAUUCAUUUGGAGUACGGUAUGCGAUCAUUGUGGUUAUCGAACAAAUGAAGUAAAGACAGGUGGGGCUGUUCCAGAGAAAGGCAGACGCAUUACCCUCCAAGUUGAGGGCAUUAAAGAUCUCUCUCGCGAUAUCCUUAAGUCAGAUACCUGUGCCGUUGCAAGCGAAGAGCUCGACCUUUCCGUGCAGCCGGGCACCCUUGGUGGUCGGUUUACUACCGUUGAGGGCCUUUUAACCCAAGUCCGCGAUCAGCUUCAUGGUCAGAUCUUUGAGAUUGGCGAUGAAGACCUGGCUCCGGGUGACUCGAUGGCUGCUGAGGAGCGAUCAACCUGGGAACGAUUUUUCAGCAGGCUUGAUGCCGCUAUUAAGGGAGAACUUAAAUUCAAGAUUUUACUUGAAGAUCCUCUUGCAAACAGUUACGUCCAGAACCUCCAUGCACCGGAUCCCGACCCUCAGUUGCAUAUUAAAGACUACACUCGGACAGACGAGGAAGAAGAUGAACUUGGAUUGAAAGAUAUGAAAACCGAGGGCUAUGAAGAGGACAAUGAAAAGGAUGAAGCAUCAUGAUCUCGUGUGUAGACACUGUCUUGGGUUCCCUCUCUCCUUUGUGAUGUGUAUUAAUGAACUGGAAUGACCCAUUUUUUUUUUUUAACGCGAUACAAAAUCUGAAGCUAGAAUCCCGAAAAGGUGGCAUUAUCCUUUUGCUCAUUGCGUUCUGGGAUAGAACGAAAGAUGAUUAUUAUUUUAUUGCACCCUGCUUGGCAUAGUUUAUACGCUCUAAUCAGAUAGAAUUGGCCAGAUGUAAAUGUACAAAUUCAUCCAGCUUGAUAA